Corythoichthys intestinalis (scribbled pipefish) is the source of this 5571-nucleotide messenger RNA. RefSeq names its product pro-neuregulin-2, membrane-bound isoform-like. Lineage: Eukaryota; Metazoa; Chordata; Actinopteri; Syngnathiformes; Syngnathidae. Gene Ontology annotation, molecular function: signaling receptor binding. Bases 825 to 3059 code for a protein of 744 amino acids. The record is from RefSeq and is a predicted model, not a curated record. Gene Ontology annotation, biological process: nervous system development; animal organ development; intracellular signal transduction. The transcript is spliced from 13 exons.
GUCACCUAUACGAGAGGCUUGGCAACACGCUAUUGUGUCUGUGCAUUGCGUACUGCAACCAGGCAACGAGGGGGAUCGGCCGCGCUGCUUCCACAUGCACGAGCGGUGCUUUACAGGUGUUUGUCCGGGAUUUUAGAGCGUUUGCGCAGGAAGCGGCGAUCCGACGCCAGUGACCGGGCAGGUGAUGCUUGCUCACGUAAGGCGCACGCGUGUGAUGAGGGGCGCAGGGGAAGCGGUUGGAGGGUGCGCGCUACUGUUGCACCGCCUCACCGGAUAACCGCUAUCUCAUCCUGUCUGGUCUUCCCCGGCUUCCUCUUUACUGACUGACGGAUUUAGCGGACAGAGACUUCUUCGUGAUAUAUAUUUUGAAGUGGAUCAAAUGCCUGAUCUGGCGUGGAGUGUUUAUCAUUUAUUGUGAUACCCGCUAUACGCGCACAAGAUUUUUUUUUCCCACCCGGGGAGGCAAUGCGCCCACCCAUGCGAUGCUAGCCUAUUAGCUGGAGAGAGAGAAAGAGAGCGAGAGGGAGGAGAGAGAGGGAGAGGUUUCAGUCGUGGAUUCAAGAGAAGACUAAUUUACGAGUCUUGCUUUGCCUUUCAGGAAAGGGGAGAAGAGGCGGAGGGCGGUUGGUAAAGGAGAAUGCAGCAGUCACAUUUUUUAAGCAUGCAGAAGAAGCGGGCCGUUUCCGGUUCCUAGGCUGGUGUGUGAGAGCGCGUGUGUGUGUGUGCGUGAGAGGGUGCGUGAGAGUGUGUGUGCGCGCGUGCGUGUUGGAGUGUGCGUGUUAGUGUGUUAUUGAGUGUGCCCCCCAUCCGAGGCCAGCAGCCGUAUGGGGAAAGCGGCGGCACACACAGAUGGCAUGGACACUUCCACAAGGUCUGCCGCUCUGCCUCUGCCCUGCCGGAGCUCGUUCGCCGCCGCCGUCUCUCUCUUGCAGCUCCCUCCGCCGCCCAGCAGCACUGCACCACAGCACAGGCUGACGGACCAGGCGUACCGAUCAGCUGUGGUCAUUGAGGGCGAGGUGCGCUCCUCCCCGGAGAACGUCUCCUCCCGGGAGCCCUACAGUGUGAAUGUCAAAGUGCUGGACGUGUGGCCCGUCAACAGCGGCGGCCUCGAGAGGGAGCAGCUCGUCACCGUCGGGGACUUUAGUUCCGAGGCCCCAUGCGCCACGGUGGAGAAGGACCACAAAUAUAUCUUUUUCAUGGACCCGACCGGGGAGCCCUACGUGUUCAAGGCGUCUUACGCCCCCGUGGACGCCAGCGAGCCGGAGCUCAAGAAGGAUGUGGAGAGAGUGUUGUGCGAGGACUGCGCCUCUGUUCCGAAGCUGCGUUUGAUGCAAGGCCAGUCUCUAAUGGAAGGGGACAAACUGUACUUGAAGUGUGAGGCGUCAGGGAAUCCAAGCCCUUCCUUUCGCUGGUACAAGGAUGGACAUGAGCUUCAGCGAGGGAGAGACCUCAGAAUAAAAACCAACAAAAAAAAUUCCAAGGUGCUGAUCAGUCGGGUGCGUGUGGAAGACUCUGGAAACUACACCUGUGUGGCUGAAAACUCAGUUGGACAAGAAAACGUCACAAGUAUUAUCAGCGUGCACAUAUUAACUACCACCACUUUGUCCUUGGGUGUGAGUCAUGUGAGGCACUGCAACGACACGGAAAAGGCCUACUGCAGCAACGGUGGAGACUGUUACUUCAUACAUGGUAUUAACGAGCUUUCUUGCAAGUGUCCCAAUGACUAUACGGGGGAACGCUGUGAAAACUCCGUCAUGGCUGGUUUCUACAAGCUUCUCAGAAUUGAAUUUAUGGAGGCCGAGGAGCUCUACCAAAAGCGAGUGCUGACGAUCACCGGAGUCUGUGUGGCCUUGUUGGUGGUUGGCAUUGUCUGUGUGGUGGCAUACUGCAAAACCAAGAAGCACAGGCAACAUCACCUCCAUCAGAACCAGAAUCAAUGUGUGGAGCAACCUAACCGCAUGCUGGCCAAUGGGCCCAACCACCCCGGGCCUGGUCCCGAGGAAAUUCCCAUGGUUGAUGUGAGUCCAAACAGUAGAAACAUACAGCAGAGACAGGUACAGUACAUCUCCAAGAGUGUUCCUACCACCGAGUGUGUCAUUAGCCACGGAGCUGAAGGUGCUGGCAACUAUGCUGGCAGCAGAAUGUCUACCCGCUCACAUCAUUCGACCACUGCCUCACAUGCAUCGAGACAUGAGGAGCAGACGUGGAGCAUGGAGCGAACAGACAGCAUGAAUUCAGACUGCCAGUCAGGUGGCCUGUCCAGCUCUGUUGGAACCAGUAAAUGCAGCAGCCCAGCUUGUAUGGCAAGGAGGGCUCACUGGGGCUGUACAGAUGUAACCAGUCCGGGAAUGCACUAUGGAGAUUCCUACGACUCAUUAAGGGAUUCACCUCACAGUGACAGGUACGUGUCCGCAUUGACCACACCAGCUCGCUUGUCUCCAGUGGAGUUUCACUACCCGCCGCUGCCUCCCCAAGUUCCAACUUUCCACAUCACCUCACCCAACACAAGCCACGCCCUCUCCCUACCACCUGCCGCUGCAACCUAUCACAGAGACGACGACCAGCCGCUGCUAAGAUGUCCUGAUGAUCGUAGUUUGUACAGGCAACCUCGACGGCCGCGUCGACCUUACCUGACAGAGAGCACAGGAAGUCUCCCAUCUAGUCCCUACCGUCUCCCUGAUGAAGAGGCCUAUGAGACCACGCAGGAGUACGCCUCCUCCAGAGAGCCCAUCCGGAGUCGACGGCGCCCGCGACGCAACCGCCUCAACGGACAAUCUCAGAGGUCAGCGGACUUACGGGACUACAGGUCACAGAGCUUCAGCCAAUCAGAGGAGGAAGAGGAAGAGGAGGAGGAAGACGAAGCUCAAGGGGAGAGCACGCCUUUCCUCAGUAUGCAGAACAUGAACAUGGACCUGCCUUUAACCGUGCCGGGUUUCCAUUCAUCGUCAGGGGCUGACACGCGGACUCACCGAGGGCUGAGUCGGCCGGGGACUCGAAGCAACGGACACAGUCGGAGCUCACAGUCGCAGCGAUUCAAGUCAGACAACAUGCCCCUUUAAGACUGCCCCCCAAACCCCUCUUGCCCACCCAUGCGGCCCUUUCCUUCCCUCCACACACCACUCCACCUCGCACACACCUCUUCCUUCUUCUGGACUAGAGACCUGCACCAAGGAGAAAUAUUUUUAUUUUGUAUAACAGACAGAUAUUGUAAACAAAUGAAAUAUUUAUUUUCAUUUCAGCAAAAAUUGUCUACUAGCUAACAGCAAAGACUUUUUUUAUAUAGGGGGGAAAUAUUUAUAUGUAAAGGUUUUUUGAUUUACAGCAGUAUGAGAGAUGAAAAUACGAGAAUUACGUGCCAAUUUUUUCACAAGUUAGAUAAAUAGAAUAAUAUUGUGGUGCCUUUUGCUGUACGCUGAAGUCGGAGAUCCCAUUGAGUUUUGUAGCCUUUCUUAUAAAGACUUCUCAUUUUUAUAGAGACCGAUCCUCUUCCUUACUUUUGCUUUGUUUUUCUUUUCUCUGAUUUGGGAUCCUCCUCUUUUGAACUGUGAUCUGAUUAUGUCAUCAUGCAAUAUUGAGUCCUUCUGUGUAAAAGGUGUCUGUUUACAUAGUUUUGAUUCAUGUAGAGCGCUCCUCUCACAGGGACACUGCUGGGUAGUUUUGUCACUUUGGCUGAACAUGCAUCAUUCAUUUACGUACGUCUUUCCACACUGCCUGAUUUGGUGAUUUGGUGAGAAGUGGAAUUUGAAUGAGGAUGCGGCAUCUCAUUCUCAUGUACGUGAUCAGGGUGCUGUCAUAACACAGGGGUUGGUUUUGAGAGUAUGUGUGUACAGUAUGUGUGCGCCUCAUCAAGCCUCAUGUGGUUGGUGUCUUGUUUUAUUUGCAAGUUCCUUUCACUGAUCCUCGCGCUGCCAGAAGUUCCAUUGCACUGACCCUUUCCUCGUGAGCAGUCAUUGGCCAGGGAGCCGUCCAUUAAAACCCACCAGUUGAAAUCCAGCCUGACUCUGGCCUCCUGUGGACUGCCAAGCCCACAUAUUUCCUAUGCCAGCAGCUUAGAGCCGCACUGUGUCUCAGGACUUCCCCAUCACAUCACACUUAAAAAGACUUGAGCAGAGAGAGCUCCUCAUCUCAAUAGCCUCUCAGUUUGCAGGCAAGAAUCACACCCCCCUCACUUUCCUUGACCAAGUCUGAUGCGUUCAGGUCAGGGCAGCGGUUUAGGAUGCGUGGGUAGAAAAGUGGACGAGCGAUUCCAUUUUGAUUUAUCAUUACUAUUACCCUUAACGUCCAAAGGCUGUCUGUAUGAAAAUGGGCAUGCAUGUUGCAAAUGAGACUACCCCGUUCCUACUUUAGGUUCAUUUCUUUUUGCGCGACUGGAAAGUUUGAGAAGAGUCAUCACCAUCCACUGCUUUGAAGUUAAAUAAUUAGUUUUAAGGCAACUCUGGCUUGACUUUUCAUUAAGCUCAAUUCCAAACACUGGUGUUACAUUGAUUACUGCAUCCAUGAUAUGUAUUUCAAUACUUUACUUGGAAAAUUAGUGUUGCUUGGUCACAUUGACUGAACGCUCUGUUUUACAUAUGUACCAUCUUCGCCUACCCCUUCCUCCCUCCCACAUCCAUAUUUUUCUUUACCCCUUAGAUAACUUCAGAAGCAUUGGUGAAUCAAGGCCCCAUCUUCUGCACACUAUUAUAGUAGGGUGAUGAUGCCAGAAACCCUUACAUUUCAGAUAUGUACAGUGCAUUGGGUCUAGAGAGCCCUCCAGGUUCAAUGUGUCCGAUACAAUAAUCUUCACUCUUAUAUUAUUUUCACACAGGAGAUGCAUGGAUCACGGUAAAAAAAAAAGUUUUUUCAAAAGAGAAACCCCUUCAAUUUAGGGGAAUCAUAUUAGAAUUAUAUAUAUAAAAACAUUAUUUGGCUUUAAUGGCUCAGAGGUCUGCCUAGUUUUGUCUUAUUAUCACUGUAAUCAAUCUGGGAUUUGCAAUGUGGAAAUACUGCAAGUGAGGGUAGUGUGCUUCUAGAGCUAGUUGAAUUGUUAAAACUCCAACCCUCUUUCUCCUCACCUUUUCAAUCUAGACACACGUUAUACACUUUGCAUACACAACCACGCAUACAUGUACAAGACACCACACGAACACAUACAGAGCCCUUUCACAUCUGUGUAUUUCACGCAGUUUGGCGCUAUUAUUUUUUAUUUUGAACCGACUCCCUCUCUUCUCCUCUACGCUCAGCUCCUCCCCCUGCAUGUCCUAGUGGUACUGGUAGUUGGGUGCAUGGAUAAAGCAGUCAGCAAACUGUUUCUUUUUUCCACUUGGUGAAAAAAAAUGUGUAUUCAUUUUAACAUUCAGCAAUAAAUCCCCUUAUCUUCAUGUCCGACGUUCUUGGAAUAUGCUAGAAUUUUGUUUGUUUGCAAGUUUUACCGAGAAAGAAAAAACAUGUAAAAGACAAAAAGUCUAAAAUCACUCAAUUCAUAUGGAAAAAAUAAAACUUUAUUCCUACCAUUGAAAAAAAGGCCUGUCAUCUUUAUCUAAAGUAAAGAUGAUUGUUUCUUUUACUUUUUUUCCGGUCACGUCCAGUAAA